AAGCUGGACCCUUACAGCUGUUUCAGGCUUCAGCUUCGAUCAUAACGUUAUGGGUUUGCCGAAUGUAUAGCGCAGCGUGACAGGAGCCUAGCAGCAUGUCCACAAGUGAGCAGUGUGACCGUCACUGAAGAUUUCUACCCUGGGUCUGAGGCCACUGGAAUACAAACCAUGUUUCGUGUCACCUUCAAUGUAGUGACAGAGAAAGUUACCUUCACCUUGGCAGCCUGCCCCUCCGUCACGUGGAAGGCAGUGCAGCCUGAGGAGCUCAGCUCACCUAGUGGAUGUGAAAGCAAGACAAACCAAGGUGCAACAGAUGCAGGAGAGACAGCGAGGUCAGCUGGUGGAGACAGCAAUGUCACUUUGAGCUACCCCAGCCUCCAUCUCCAUGCGUACAGCAUCGAGAGCAUGACAACGUUUCCCAAUGGCUGUGGAAAUGGCACCACCGUUACCUGCAUAGUUAUGGAUAAUAAAGAGCCCCAAAACCAGACUACCUGUGUCAGUCAUAACGGGGGUUACAGCACCAGCAACAGUCAUGAAGAGGAAAUUCAAGAGGAUAAGCUCAGCCCUUCCAAAAUCAUGCGCUUUUUCACCACCCCUCGGAAACGGGCUAAUUCCAGUUCCGACAGGCCUCGUUCUCUGGUUUUGAUGGGCAACUCGACCACAUGGAAUGCUUUGUCUUCCAUCAGAAAAAUGGGAUCUUUCAAGAAGUUGAAAUCUUCAGUUCUCCAAGGAAUUCAAACAAGGGAAUGCUCGGACGUCUUAAAUGAGAACGGCGUAGGCAAACAUGGUUCAAACGGGGCAGUGGUGAGAGUUCAGACUAACAGAUAUUCCUAUUCGGGGCCUCUCCAUGAUUUCCAGAACGCAGUGGAUGGUUUAGCUUCUGACUGCUCUGAUGCGGAGGAGAGCGAUGAGUCUUUCCUGAGGAAUACUCAUCGCUCACGCAGCAUCAGGCGGGCUUAUGGUGCUGGCCGCAUAAACUUGCUAGACGCGGAUAAAGUUCAGAGUCAUCACAACUGUACUAGGCCAACAUCACCUGUCAUUGCAGAGCCAAAGAUCUGUGAAAUUUUGGUGAAAGACUCUGAAAACAACAGGAUCAUUUAUCGGAGAAGCAAAAGUUCGGAUAAUUUGAACUUUCUGAAAAAAAGCUCGUUCAAACGGAAGUCCACCUCAAACCUCACCGACCUCAAGGUUGCAAAUGAAAAACAAAUGCCAACAAGGUCUGUGAGUGUUACUUCUGCUGACUCGGACAAAACCGGUGGGAACCCCGAGAGGAGAUCCAAGCGAUGGAAGAGCCCUAUCAGGGCAAAGGAUUUUGACCGAGUUUUGAAGCUUGUCAGUAACGUUACAGAUGUUGCAUGGAAGAAGGAUGACCCCAAGACCACCGCUCCUUCUCCCACUGAGCAGUCCCAGAGAACAAGGUCAAACAGCAGACUGCACGAUGACUACUCCCGCAGGGUUUCCAGCAGCACAGACCAUGACAGAAAGAGAUGCACCUCCCCAGUAUCUACUCCAGACUCUUCCUUGCCGGGAACACCUUGUCUGCAAAGCCCCACAGUUGCUCAGGAUAAAGAGGCUGAAAUGAAUGUAGCUGUUGCUGAAGACAAAAGCCUCAGGAUGUCAUCGGGUAUCCCAGACUCUGAUAGCUUAUCACCCACGCUGAAUGACAUUAGUCCAUUUCCCAAUGAAGUGUUUUAUUCAGACUCAGAUGAACCAAAAGCUACACAGCAGUUUACACAUGAAGCUGAAAACCCUCACAUUCCGGUCAGGCCGACUACUCCAAAGCCUCAAAGUCCCACUGCAGAGAAGGUCAAGUGCAAUAUGAAUUUCCAGUGCCCAAACCAUCACAGCACGUGUUCACUGAGCUCAUCAGAGAGCGAGGAGAGAGCCGAGGUACCAGGUCUGAAGCUGGGCAGGAAUCCUGUUUGCUUCCAGGACUCGGUGCAAACUGUGUACUAUGAUGAUGGCAAUGAAGACAGUGGCAUAAGCAGUCACUCUCAGCUGAGCCUCAAUUUAGCCUCUGGUGCUGAAGAGAAAAAGGAAGAGGUUGUUUCUGAUGACCACUGGAAGAGAUCCCCAUCCCAGGAUGAAGACAAGACAGACACACAAAAGGUCACACCCAGGAGAUGGGGCUCUGGAAAAAGAUCUCGUCCCAGACCUCUCUCAGACUAUGGCCAAAUGUCGAUCAGAAGUUUCUCUAUACCAGAAGAUGCAGUUGCGGUGGAGUCUCAGAGGACAGACUGCACGGAUGGAGAAAAUCAGCCAGGACUGGCUUCCAUCGGGUCUGUGAUCCAAAGCAAUACAGUAGGCUACCACAGAGGGCGAAAAAGAAGACCCAUCUCCGUAAUAGGUGGGGUCAAUUUCUAUGGAAGCGGUCCAGCGGAAGAGAUAGAAGGUCUGCUGACACAACCUGUAACACGGCCACCAAUUCCAGCGCACCAGGUCCCCCCUUACAAAGCUGUUUCAGCCAGGUUCCGGCCGCUCACCUUUUCACAAAGUACUCCCAUCGGCCUGGACCGGGUUGGACGAAGGCGGCAGAUGAGAACAUCUAAUGUUGCUGCAGAUGGUGGGACUGAAUCUUCGGCCUUAGUGGACGACAAUGGCAGUGAGGAAGACUACAGUUACGAGGAGCUCUGCCAAGCCACUCCCAGGUACCUGCAGCCCGGAGGGGAACAGCUAGCAAUUAAUGAGCUGAUAAGCGAUGGCAGCAUUGUCUAUGCAGAAGCUCUCUGGGACCAUGUGACUAUGGACGAUCAAGAGCUGGGCUUCAAAGCUGGAGACGUCAUUAGAGUCCUAGAAGCUUCCAACAAAGACUGGUGGUGGGGAAGAAAUGAGGACAAGGAAGCCUGGUUUCCAGCUAGCUUUGUCAGGCUGCGAGUUAAUCAGGAAGAAGUGCCAGAAAAUUGUAGUAGUAUCCAGGAUGAAGAACAAGAUGCAGAUAUUAGCAAGCAUCGUCAGAAAAUAGCUGAAAACAAGGAUCAGAUGAGAACCAACGUUAUACAGGAAAUUAUGAACACAGAACGAGUCUAUAUCAAGCAUCUCAAGGACAUCUGUGAGGGUUAUAUUCGGCAGUGUCGCAAACAUACAGGAAUGUUCACCCCAGCUCAGUUAAGCACCAUUUUUGGAAAUAUUGAAGAUAUUUACAAGUUCCAAAGGAAGUUUCUGAAGGAUCUUGAGAAACAGUACAACAAAGAGGAACCUCAUCUAAGUGAAAUAGGGUCAUGUUUUCUUCAACAUCAAGAAGGCUUUGCUAUUUAUUCAGAGUAUUGUAACAAUCAUCCCAGUGCCUGCAUUGAACUUUCCAAACUAAUGAAACAGGGCAAAUACCGUCACUUCUUUGAGGCCUGUCGCUUGCUUCAGCAGAUGAUUGACAUUGCCAUUGAUGGUUUUCUUCUCACACCCGUUCAGAAAAUCUGCAAAUACCCUCUGCAGCUUGCAGAACUGCUCAAAUACACCACUCAGGAGCACAGUGAUUAUAACAACAUAAAAGCUGCAUAUGAGGCUAUGAAGAAUGUAGCGUGCCUGAUCAAUGAGCGAAAACGAAGACUAGAAAGCAUAGACAAGAUUGCACGUUGGCAAGUCUCUAUCGUAGACUGGGAGGGACCAGAUGUGUUAGCCAGAAGCUCAGAACUGAUCCACUCAGGAGAACUGACCAAAAUAUCAAAGCAAGGCAAAAGCCAGCAGAGGACUUUCUUCCUUUUUGACCAUCAGCUUGUAUUCUGUAAGAAGGACUUACUGAGAAGGGACAUCUUGUAUUAUAAGGAUCGUAUUGACAUGGAUGAGAUGGAAAUUGUGGACACUGAAGAUGGCAGAGACAAAGACUUUAACAUUAAUGUCAAGAAUGCUUUUAAGAUAGUAAACAGAGCAACAGAAGAGAUUCACUUGUUCUGUGCAAAAAAACAGGAGGAUAAAAAGAGAUGGAUGGAGGCAUGCGAAAGUGAGAGGAGAAGAGUUCAGGAAGACAAGGAAAUGGGAAUGGAAAUCUCAGAAAACCAGAAGAAACAAGCCAUGCAGAAUGCCCGUAAGUCAAGGCAUGGAAAAAUUAAAGGUGUAAGCUACAACGGGUGUCCUGUGCCGCCUCCACACCAAAGCCUGCAUCCUAUUCAUCAGCGCCACAUCACUGUGCCUACCAGCAUCCCGCAGCAGCAGGUUUUUGCCCUGGCAGAACCCAAGCGGAAGCCAUCCCUCUUCUGGCAUACCUUCAACAAACUCACCCCCUUCAAAAAGUGAGAGGCCAAGGACUUGGGAAGGGCAUCAGCAUGGAGGGAGACUUACUCCAUCCAGAGAAGGACCUUGGAGACACAGUUAAGCUUAUUUGAGCUCGGUGAUUCUCCAAUUUUGGAGGGAAAACCUUGGGCUCCCUUGAGCCAGAAACACCACCUUUGUCCAGAAGAAGAAUGAAGUUCCUCAACUCUGCUCUGAAGUUAAUGUUGCCAGGUGUCAGCGUUGCUGAUGAAGAGCAAUUUCCCUUCUGACAAAGACAGCUUGCCAUUACUCUGAAGCAGCAGUAUUUGGUCUCUGUUUCUUAGUUUUGUUGUAGUAAUGAUGGAAUCAUGCAGGUCAUUGUAACAUUUCAUUUUUCUUAAUCUUAUACUGAUGGCCAAAUUUAGGAUAGGGAGGAGUUUUUCCUUAAGGGUAGGUGUAUCAGCAAGGAAUCUUAGGAGAGUUUUCUCCUUCCUUUUGGAGCACUGAGCAGAAACCGCCCAGGUUUCUCAGGUGGAGAAAUCCCACGUGAUUAACCUGCUGUUGCAGAAUUUGGUGGACCCUAAUCCUUCCUGUCUUUUUCUAUUAAAUUGCCAAAUGGCAGGAGAAUGUCCCACAAGGCCUUACCAUAUUCCAGAUUGGAACAGGGAAAUUUUAUUCUGUCAUAUAGAAAUGUGAACAGAGUGCAAAAUGGACUAUAAGGAUAUGUGCAUUUGUUGCGCACAAGUGGAAACAAGAGGAGCCCAGGGCAUCUCAGACUGAUUACUUUCAGUCGCAGCAAUAUAUUGCAUGCAUGUAUGCUCUUCAGUGUAGAGCUUUUAUAUCACUUUUUGCGCACUACUUAGCCUGGGAGACACUUCUUUUUAUUUCCAAUAUGCUUAUUUCUCUGUGUAAAAAGUAUUUUUUUAUUUUUUAACAGAGAUAAUGUGAAUGUACAAAGUCAGAGUUGAGACAGUAUGUGCUGACUGCUGGCUAUGUUACAUAGUUCUCACACUUUGUAUUCAUAUAGCUUGACUUAGAAAAUGGAUGAAUGGUAAUGUAAAUAUAUCAAAGUGGUCUGAAUCCAUGCUUCUUAUACACAGUCAAUUGACAAUGGGUUUUGACCAAUUAUUUCUUCACAAAGAAAGAGAAAUCCUUACCGGAAGAGACACAGAAAUUGUGUGGACCAGAGCUGGAUUUUUGUCUCUGAGUCAUCAGUCUGUAUUGGAAGAGAAAGAACUUGACGCCAGCAUAUGCAAUACGUGAUUUGCAUUGCUGCAAUUUGCCUAUGACAUGAAGCUGAUUUGGGAGAAUUAACUUUUAAAAAACCACCAGGAAGAAACAGGAUCUUGAUAUUUGCAGCACUGAUCAUUUCUGCUUGAUAACUCUCACUAAGGAUGAUGAGACUUGGUAAUAUGGAAGGAAAUAAAGACUCCAUAUGUUUCAGAACUGAUUUAUUAUGAAUGUCUUUACAAUACUUUAUCCUAUGCUGCUGAUUAGGGGCAUUAUCUGAUGAUAAGGAUAGAUCCAAGAGUAUUCUUUGGCAAUGGACACAAUCAGCUUUGUCAUGAAUCUGUAAUAUAUGAAGAACAAACAAGGGGCUAGAGGCCAGGCAUCUUAACAACAAUGUAAAAAAGCCUUAUUUUAAACAUUUGUUCCUACUACUAUUGUUACCUCUAUAUUUUUAUUUAUCGUCUGUGUUGUGAAGCCCAGUAGUCACUAGAUUUUGUGAUUUGAUAACUUUGUGGCAACUUCUGCAAAGCCCAGGUUUGUAGUUUUGAUUUUAAAUUACAUCUUUUGAGAACUGUACAUUUCAAAUGCCUUGUGUAUAUAGCUCAGCAAUAAUGCAAAGUCUGGUGAUGCUCAGCCGAAUUGUUCACUGCACAGUGAACUUCAUUGCUUGUGUUUUCCCAUAGCGAUAGAAGAUGACCUGAAACAGUUAAGAACUGGAAAUACACACUGACAUUUUCAAUGAUCCAGCUUAAAGAAAAUGCACGGGAAAGUUAGUGAAAAAAAACUGUCUGGGUUGUAUUUUUCUUUUGAUGUUUAAAACAAGCCAUCUCUUUUCAGAUUUUUUUAAAGAUAAUUCUAAAUGCUCAAUUUAAACACAAGGAGCAGACUUCCAAAUGCAGGCAUGGAUGCAUGCCCUUCCCCUUUAAUGAGCAACCCUUUUGUGUUUCUUACCCAUUUUCGUGGAUACUUGCCAUGGUCAGGCCUGCAAACCGAAGCGGUGCAUGUACUGUGGAAGUGGAGAUGAUUUUUUCAUAAUCACAUUUUGAAAGACUUGUUCUAGAUGCAAAAAAAUGUCUGAAGUUGGAUUGCAGUGCUCACCCAGAAACUUUCCCAGCUGGACCUGAAGACAUUAUGAGAUACACACUUAACUUACACAUUUGUCUUUGCUAAAACCUACUUCCAUCCAGGGCUCAGUUCUGUGCAGUGCUGGAGAAAAAAGGAGAUUUUGGGAUGUAUCUUCUGACAUGUCAGUGCCCAUGAAGGCUCUUCCCUCAUAGCAGUGCUGGUGCCUUAGCCCUAAAAAUGAACAGAAAUGUUUGUAUAUGGUUUUGGAUGCAGCAGGGUUUUUUCCUCAAGUAGUGAAUUUCAGAGAGGUGAAAAGCAAAUGUUUCAUGGUGCAGAUUACUCAGGACAAUUUUACAUGUAGUACCCUACAUAUAGACAUGGUUGUUUUGUAAUAUUCUCUGUGUCUUUCUUUGCAAUCUGACCUUGCAACAGAUUAAGAUAAAAUGUAACACGACAGGCCAUAAUCUUUUAAACAAAUUACAUUUAAAUGAAAACACACAAUUUCAUUAUCCAACAAUUAAGACAAAUAUUUACUUGGGGUUCAGCCUGACUUGAGAAUCUGUGGGCAAAAGAGUUGCAACUAAAAUGUUCAAGUUUGUAUUCUAGCAAGUCUGGCCCUGAUCCUCCUCCUGAUGACAAAACUUACAGAUGACCAGAAAGGUGUGAUGGCAACAUCUGUUCUUUUCCUCUCACUUCCGCAUGCUUUAAGUUACUAGAAAAAGUUCUAGGGCAACUACUAAGCACAUCUGUGCCUCAUUUAGUUAAAAGCACAGCCAGAGCCUUCCCAAUGGCCUGCUGAGCAGAUAACCUCAGACUUUAUGCAUGAGAUGCAGUAAAAUAUAAUUGUCCUCAAAUGUGUUCCCACUGAGUUAGGGUAAUGCCAAACCAUAAUUGCAUCUAACUCGGAGCAUUUGAUGUAUAAAAUAAUAAGAUUGUUUUACAAGUGGCUUUUGCCAUGCUAAAUUUCACAUUGAGUUUUAGUGGUCAGUGUAAUAAAGGAGUUCAAAGACAGACUACUCAAAUGUUCCACAUUUUAGUUGUCUUUUGAAAAUAAUUAUAACAGAGUUUUGGAACCAAAGGUCUUUAGCCAUAACUAACGCAGUAUCUUUCUUUGACUGCCUUUCUGCUUUUUUUCUAUAUGUGUGGCAUUUGUAUGUAGGAGAUGCCUUCUGAACGAUCUCUAAUUUAAAACUAUUUGUUGUAAAUAGUAGGGAUGACUUGCAUAUAUAUUUUAUUUUGACAAGCGUUUUGUAACAUUUUAUCUUACGUACAUUACUUUGUGCAUCUUACCAUCCGUGUGCUGUUACACAUGUUGUGAAUGAAGUAUCCUGGCUACAGAGCAGAUGAAUUGGCUGUUGACGGCUGAAGUACAAUGUAUAGGACUGCAGUAGCUUGAUGUGCAUUUGUUCUGAAGUAAUUGCAUUGCAAGGUUUAUUUACUCUUGGAACAUUGUUUGUGAAAUGAAUCUAUUUUCUGGAAAUCAGUACAAACUUACAUUCCCGUUAUUUUUCUCUUACUGUAUAUGUUUGAAUUAAAUAAUGUACGAAGCUGAAGUUCCUCAGCUGUGUCUUAUAAAACUUUAUUGUGCAGUUUUAAAA
Molecule: messenger RNA, 8075 nt
Organism: Grus americana (Whooping crane)
Lineage: Eukaryota; Metazoa; Chordata; Aves; Gruiformes; Gruidae
Gene: SPATA13
Product: spermatogenesis associated 13
Exons: 13
Coding region: 169-4227 (1352 amino acids)
Biological process (GO): lamellipodium assembly; filopodium assembly
Cellular component (GO): cytoplasm
Molecular function (GO): guanyl-nucleotide exchange factor activity; protein binding
Source: RefSeq, a predicted model, not a curated record